GGUCUUUGAGAGUGAAGGUUCAGGCUUUGGGGUUGGAAAUUUCAAAAUUGGAAUGGUAUCCCACGCGUUUUUUCAGCUCCCUCAAACCCAUAAAAGAAAGGGUGAUGGAGAAAAGCUCUAGUCAAUUUGAAGGGAUGGUGAAUUGGAAUACUUCUUCUCAGCGGUGGGUGCCCUCGAAUCUUUCAGCUUUUCGACCUCAAUUUAUAGGCCUCGCGCUCCAAGUCAAUCAUUUCAGGGAUCCAAAUCUUUCAUUUCCCCUUCUCCUGUGUUGAGAUCUCUAAGGCACGCCCACUGUUUCUCUGAUUUUUCUUCCUCUCUUUUUCUUUUUCAGUUCUUCAUCUGUUUCAUUUGUGGAGCAUUCUUUUUCAAUUCUUAAUCUGUUUCAUUUUACUGCUAAUACAUGUUUGACAGAGCAUUCUGGAUGAACAUUUGAGUAUUAAUCCCCAGAUCAAUUUGGGCGGCAGCGACUAAUAUUGCCUGUUGAAAUGAUGCUUGUUCCCUGCUGUCCUAUUUGAAGUUUUGAUCAUCCUGUAGAAGAUAUUGAUCCGUUAUCCUUCAUGUGCAGUCAUAAUCUUACAUUAAUGCAUAUCAGACUUGGAUGAUAUAAUUUGGAUUCAUGUUUUCGUAAUUCGGACUUAUAUCAAAUUACUGGAAUGGAAAGUCUUACAUAAUAUGUCGAUCAUGGAUUCAGGAAUAUUUUUUUUCCUAUCACCAUUGUGAAGUCUGAACUUGAAGGAGAAUCGUUUGUCUGAACCACCCUAGGAUAUGGGUUAUUUGAAUCCUAUGCCUGAUCAAGAAAAUCACAUGGGAAAAUCAGAAAGCGAGAGAGUGAUACGUGAAGGAAGAGAAGUUCUUUUACAGGGUUUUAAUUGGGAAUCCCACAAAUAUGACUGGUGGCAAAAUUUGGAAAAUAAAGUUCCUGAUAUUGGGAACUCUGGGUUUACAUCAGUGUGGUUGCCUCCUGCAACCCAUUCAUUCUCACGAGAAGGUUACCUUCCUCAAAACCUUUACUCUCUUGACUCAACAUAUGGUUCAGAGCAUCAACUGAAAGCAUUACUCUAUAAAAUGCAGCAACACAAGGUUAGAGCAAUGGCUGACAUUGUUAUAAAUCAUCGUAUUGGGACGACUAAGGGACAUGGGGGCAUGUAUAAUCGUUAUGAUGGCAUUCCUUUGCCAUGGGAUGAAAGAUCUGUCACAUCUUGUUCUGGUGGUCUGGGGAAUCGCAGCACAGGCGACAACUUCAAUGGAGUUCCAAAUGUAGAUCAUACCCAACCGUUUGUCCAAAAGGACAUUAUUGAAUGGUUGAGGUGGCUUCGCAAAAGGGUUGGCUUUCAGGAUUUCCGUUUUGAUUUUGCUAAAGGCUAUGCAGCAAAGUAUGUGAAAGAAUAUGUUGAGAAGGCACAGCCUCUUUUCUCUGUUGGAGAAUAUUGGGAUUCCUGCAAUUACUGCCCUCAGUUGGAUUACAAUCAAGACAGCCACAGACAGCGAAUCAUCAAUUGGAUAGACAACACAGGGGGAUGUUGUGCAGCAUUUGAUUUCACGACAAAGGGUAUCCUUCAGGAAGCAGUGAAGGGAGAACUUUGGCGGCUACGUGAUGCCCAAGGGAAGCCACCUGGAGUAGUUGGAUGGUGGCCAUCAAGGGCUGUCACAUUUAUAGAAAACCAUGAUACAGGAUCGACUCAGGGACACUGGCCUUUCCCUUCUCAUCACAUUAUGGAGGGGUACGCCUAUAUAUUGACUCAUCCUGGAAUACCGACAGUAUUUUAUGACCAUUUCUAUGACUGGGGUGACUCCAUCCACCACGAAAUUGUAAAACUGAUGGAUAUAAGGAAACAACAAGGCAUUUAUAGUCGCUCGCCUAUACGAAUUUUGGAAGCCCAUCAUAACCUUUAUUGUGCAAUGAUAGGAGACGAGGUUUGCAUGAAAAUUGGGGAUGGAUUGUGGUGCCCAAGUGGAAGGGAGUGGAAACUAGCAACCUCUGGCCAUAGAUAUGCUGUAUGGCAUAAGUAGAGUACUAAAGAGUCCUAGAUAUGAACUUAGGUAUCCUAUGGGGAAGAAAAUAAAUGGCACAAAAAUAAAGUAAAAUAAAAUAAAAUGCCGUUUGGGCUAAGUAGACUUGCCUAUUUUGAGGUUGCCAUUCUAUUCUAAAUGUUUAAUGCAAUAUUUCUAAUAACAGAAAUGUGCCCCAUUAGUUUUGUUACCAGUAGCUGAAGCAUGGUUUUUUUGUUA
Messenger RNA from Amborella trichopoda, 2229 nucleotides. Lineage: Eukaryota; Viridiplantae; Streptophyta; Magnoliopsida; Amborellales; Amborellaceae. The record is from RefSeq and is a predicted model, not a curated record.